AUGCCUACUGGACCGGAAACCGUUCUCAACAACCACGCUCACCGCCACCGCGUCCAUCAACCACUCAUUCUCCACGGUCCCCGUGGUGUCGGCAAGACCACCCUCAUCCUUGAACGGCAUCUCGAGAACUGGAACAAGGGGCCUCAUGUCACUGGUUACAUCGACUUCGCACAAUCAAUUGAAGAGAACCACCCACACCAUGGUCAUUCGUUUCCAUGGGCAUCUUGGUCGAAUUGCAAACCACCAUCUCUCCCCACCCUCCGGACCCAACUCGAGCAGUGUCUUGAGUCCAUGGCUGAAAAGGGUGUUCAACUCGGUACCAUAAGCUCCCACCAGAUUUGCAAAACUCUUGGAAAAUGGCAUAACCUGGAUACAUCUCUCAAAAGAAUUAUUCAAACUAAGAACGAAACAACCACCUCCAAGAAGGCUUUGUCCAAUAAAGUUUCAACAUUAUCUUUGUGGGACAAGGCUGUAUGCACACUAACUGCUCGACUAAAUGCCACAGAGAUCGAUGAGAUUUCGGGGUUUAAAGAGAAGGGUAAAAACGUGAGUCUCCAAGAGACUUCGUAUUAUAGGGAAGGGAUAGUUGCUCUGAAACUCGCUAAGGAAGUGAUCAGGGUUCAACAAGGGUUUAGGGCUAAUGCUGUUAAGCAUUUGAAUAGAACUGGUGGGUUUUUAAGAACUUUGGCUAAUUCAGCUACUGAUUGGCCCUAUUUGUUGCUUGAGUUGUUGUCUGGAGCUACUCAAUCUGACUACUUUCAGCCAAAGUUGGUAAUAAACAAUAUCGAAGUCUUGAAAAUUGCUGCUUUGGUGGAUGAUUCAUCAGUCUCUGGAUCCAUGUAUCAUGACAGUCUGAUAUGGAGAAUAAUAGCUUUAGGUGCAAAUGAGAUGUGUUUGCCUGUGUUUCUCAUAACUUCUGACAGCUAUUAUUCAUACGGAGCUUAUAUGGAUUUUGGGUUUCCUGACAUUUCCAUUUCCCGUGAGACAUUUGGAUGGACUCCACAACAAGCCAAAGUACAUAUGGUUCCAGAUUACUUUAGCCAAUCAGAGUGGGAUUUAAUCGUUGAGGUGCUUGGGCCAAAUCCACGUCAUAUGUUUGAGAUAUAUGCUCUAAAACAGAGCAAUUACUACCAGUCGCUCAUGGAUGAUAAAGAAAAUACACUCGAGGACAUUAUAGAUGCGUAUCUAGCACAUUUGCAAGUUACUGUUGUCAAUCCUGCAAUGGAUAGAGCACUGUCAAUCUUGCAAAAGUUUGCUCUUGAUGCUCAAAAGGGCAAAAUUGUAAAAGACAAAUUACGAUCUGGUGCCCCUUGGAAGCACCCACCACGUAAGGAUGACCCUUGCCUGCGUUCCGAAUGGGCAAAGCUUCAACUAAUGGAUUUCAUCCAAUGUUUAGUCAGUGCCGAGUUUGGGAUUAAUUAUUUUGCGGAUUGUAGCCUUGAGAUCUUUGAUGAUCCUUCCGUUAAUGCAAUGAUGGAGGUUGGUUUACUGUAUGUGCAGCGUGAUCCAUCUUUCUUUCGCCCAAUAUCUCGGGCUAUUCAGAGAUGUCUUGUGAGAUGGCUUGUUCAGGAGAGAAUUCACAUGAGCUUUAAAAAUUCACUGCUUUUUCGGUGGCAUCGGGUUUUAAGAGGACGUAGCUAUCGUCAUCUCAUGUUGCAGUUUAUGCAGAAAAAUGCUGAUUCUUUUAGUGGUAUUGCUGCCUCAAAAACUAACAUAUUCCAUUAACAGUUGCUUGCAGAAGCUUUAAUGUCAACAUCAACAAAGGAACUGAAAUCAUCUUUUGUACAUCCAAAUUGGCUGGUGAUGGAACAUAUAAAAACUGUCAACUCCUUCAUUAAGUCCCCUACAAUACGAAGAUAAAACAGAUGGGCUAUACCUUUAAAGAUUCGGCUGUGAAACCUGAUUUUUUGAAAGAUGUUACAAAUAGUUGACUUAAUUUUUCUGAGGUUAUGGAGCAACUUCAGUUUUGAUUAAAAUAUAGGUGAGAUUGUUGUAGAACUCAAAAAUUACGUAUACACAUGUGACCAUUUAUUGAAGC
Messenger RNA from Lactuca virosa, 2038 nucleotides. The record is from the annotation of a GenBank genome assembly. Lineage: Eukaryota; Viridiplantae; Streptophyta; Magnoliopsida; Asterales; Asteraceae.